Molecule: messenger RNA, 3745 nt
Organism: Porites lobata
Lineage: Eukaryota; Metazoa; Cnidaria; Anthozoa; Scleractinia; Poritidae
Source: the annotation of a GenBank genome assembly
GUUUUUAUUUUUGAAGGCGUUUUUGGUGCAUCCAAUCAAUCUUUUGAACACCGGAUCCGCGCUCAUCUUCUGGAAAAUUACGACAAGACCGUUCGGCCAGUUUUAGGCAACAAAUCCGUGGAGGUUUCGUUCGCCAUGAGAAUAAGCAGACUUGUAAGAGUGGUAAGUGGAGAAAACUAAUAGAAUCGCUAUUUGCACAUCUCCCAUAAGCUACAGUAAAACGGUCUACAAAAACGUGCAAUAUUGAUUUACAACAUUGCAGCAAAACGAGUUGGAUAGCAAGGCUGCGCGUGUUAUUACCCACGAAAACAAACUCUGCAACCUCACUUGUUGCAAGACAGGUGCGAACGUGGGUGGAAAAACGCGCAAUAUCGCUCAGUAAACUCGUUUUGCAGCAAUGUUGCAAAACAAGUUGCACGUUUUAUCAUACCUAUUUUUUGCAUAACAAGAUAGAGAUAGAUAGAUAGAUAGAUGCUUUAUUGUCUUAAUACCUUGCAGCCAUAGGCUGAAUUACGAAAGACAUUACAAUAAAAGGACAUUAAAAUAAAAAAAAAUUAUUUAAAAUAUAACAAUAAAAAGGUAAAAAGUAUAAAAUUGCUACUAUAACUAACUAAUUAAACACUACUAAGCGCAGAAAACGUGACUAAAAAUGAAAGCAUUGUCUUCAAUUUCUUUUGGGACGGCUGAAAUAUACAGGGGAAAUUAAACAAAGUUUCUGCAAAGUUUAGGGGGCGAGGCAAACAACGUCAUGAGCAAACUAUUUUUUGAAGAAAUAUUGCAGUUUUAUUUAUUAGAUAACGAUAUUUUUAAAAUGAACAUCGUCUUAUCAUGGGACUUAUUUACUCCUUUUUGACCCUCACAGGAUACCAGGGAACAAACAGUUGUUUUGGAUACUUGGGUUAUACAGGUAGGGAACAGCUUCGCACGUUCGCUUGGCGACAAAAAACGCUUACUGCCCUAUAGACAUGAUAGAAGUAAUUAUCCAUUCACGUCUGACUGUUUUUAGAAUGUUAGGGUCAGAGCGGAUGCCCUGGUUAGGGUAUAGUGUCCUUGAAUUGUCCUUAACUGUUUUACAUAUCGCCGCUAAAAGCUGACACCUCAGAAUACGGAUAUAACGUCGAGAUUGUAACUUGAAAUUGGUUUUUUUUUUUCAGACUUGGACAAAUGAAUUCCUCAAGUGGAAUAUAAACAGCUUUGGAGGUUUUCAUCGCGUGCAGUUUCUUCCCGAAGAGAUCUGGGUACCGGAUAUCUCGCUUUUUAACAAGUAAGUGCCCUUAUAAUUUAUAAUUAUAGCAAUUUUCAUUGUGCUUUGCAAAGCAAAUUGGUUCUUCUAGACGUGUCGAUAAGGCGACAUGCUAAAGUGGUGAUCAUUUCACUGAAUGGUACGGCAGAAGCAAUACCUGCACUUCCUGUCCUGUUCAGUUGUUGACAAAAAACGUUGGUUCCAACUAUUGCUGUUUUUACUGCUGUUCAAAGAGGGUCAAGUUAAAUAGCCAGUGUUCCCUACAUUGAUAAGUUUUGUUGUAACAAGUAUGGCUAGAUGUGUUCUCAGUCCUUUCGUCGGGUUGUUCCUUUUCAAGGGUGAAAACUGAUCUUUACAAGCGGCACUUGUCAAACAAGUUCAAUCAUCCUCGAAGGUUCUCGGAGAACAAGUCUUGAAGCCCCUUCAAGAGCCUGUUCCUACAGGUUGGGUUCAUCUGCACCCUUUUGGUGUAGAUAUCCAUUUUCACUGGUCCUUACUACGGCACCUUCAAUUGUUACACGUGUUAGACCCUUAACCUAUUGUUUCGCACAGCAAAUGCUUGCAGUCUUACUAGAAAGGACGCGGAUCUCUUAGUCUGUUCUAUAGGUUGGGAUUUUUCCCAAAGGGCUAACACCCUGUCACCUUGACAUUGUUUAUGGUAAGCACUGAAGUACAGCUCAUAUUGGGUACAAGGGAAUUUGGACAGCCAAUGUUACCGCCUUGCUACUGAUAAAAACCUAUAAAUUACUGUCAAAACGACAACUGUAAGGCGGAAUUAACUGUAAGACUGUAUUUAACUAGUGAACCCCGGCCUUUGCGUGUGCAAUUUUCAGGUGUUAUGUUCUUUUCGUGCUAUAGACUACAAACAUUUUAUUCAAUUCGUACUCGUUGGCUUGCGGACAGCAGCUUUAGAUACAACAAUUUAUUGCUAAAGAACUAAAAACUAGCUUUUGCCUUUCAGUGGUGACGAGGGCGUCACAUUAGCUGGGGGAAGAACAAAGUUUGUGACAGAGGUGUCGGUAGAUAAUGAAGGAAACUGCGUAUGGAGCGGACCAGCUACAUUCAAAGCUAAUUGCGAAUUAGACAUUGGCCAGUGGCCAUUUGAUAAGCAGACUUGUGAACUAGGGUUUGGUUCAUUUACGUAUGGAGUUGACAGAAUGGAAAUCAAACUCUUUCAAGACAAAGGCGGUGGACAGUUUACUAGUAAGUUUAUCCAGCAUCUUGAGGAUGUGCCCCGGGCCCCCCGGGAAAAUUGCGAAGUUUUGGUAAUUGACACUCGAAUUAAACCUUAUUUAGACAGGCAGUCCUGAUUGCGAUAAGUAGUCAUUCAUCUCGAGCCAGCAAGACAGGGAGACGGUUAGCCAGUCAGUCAGUCAGCUAGCUAAUUAGUCAGUCAGUCAGUCAGUCAGUCAGCAAGCCUUCCCAUGAGCUGGUCAGUCAGUCAAUCAACCACCCAGCUAGUUAGCCAGCCAACCAUCUAGUCAGUCUGCCAGCCAGCCAGCCAGCCAGCUAGUUAGCGAGCCAGCCAGUCAGUCAGUCAGUCAAAACACCAGCCACCUACUUAACUAGUCAGUCGGUCAGCCCUUUGGUCAUUAAUAAGUAAAGUCAGUCAGUUAUUCAACCAGCUAGCUACUGUAGCAGUAAUGCCGCCCGGAAGCCAGCAGUCUCUCUGUCAGCCAGUUGGUUCAGUCCAGGUAGGUCGGUCAGUCAGUUUGCCGGUUAUGCUUAGUCAGAAAGCGAAUUGAUAAGGAAAUCUAAAAAAGCUUUGUCAUAUGAAACGCUUGACUUUUCUUAUUUUCAGAUCGGUUCGUUACAAAUGGUGACUGGGAUAUUACCAACGUCGCCGCUUCAGUCGAACAGACCGACCACGGCGACUGUUGUCCAUUCAAGUUCAGUGAAGUUGUUUACGACCUGAAAAUGAAAAGAAAGCCUUUAUAUCACCUGUUUUACCUCACCAUUCCCAGCAUGAUGCUUAUGUUCCUGGCCCUAACAAGCUUCCUUAUUCCCGUGGAGAGUGGUGAAAGGAUCGGCUUCGUCACCACCAUCCUAUUGGCUAUGACUGUGUUCUUGCUCCUCAUUCCGUCUUUUCUUCCCGAGACUUCAGAUGGUGUUCCUAUCCUUGGAAUAGGCUUGCAGGCUACUAUGGUCAUCAUAUCCUUGGUUCUCUUUUGUAAUAUCUUCGUUUUAAAGCUGUUCUUCAUGGAGGGACCUCCUCCUAACUGGGUACAAAACCUCUUCUGCUUGUGCCAUGGUAAAAAGGGAAAAAACGUCCAGCGGAUUCACGUCUCUACUGCAGAUUCACAUUCCUCAAAGAUGACUGCUUCUACAAACGCGAUUGAACUCACAGAGCACCCUGAAGGCAUGCGCAGUACGCCAGUGGGAUGGGAGGAAAAACGGGAAGAAUUAACAUGGCAGAAAGUGUCAUGUAAGCUCGAUCACGUGUUUUUUGUGUUCUUUUUUCUGGUUGCUAUAAUAACCUACACCGCGACUUACUUAUCAUAA